AUGAAUGAAAUUAAAGAGAUCAUUGGAAGACUUCAUCAAACAGUUGAUGAAGAAACAAUCAAAGAACUUCGAAUACAUAUUGAAAGUAUUGAUAUUAAACAAACUGAUGAAAAUACACUCAAAGAACUUCGACAAGAAGGAAAUGAACUAUGGAAUUUUGUAGUUAGAAAACAGUGUGAUAUAACUAAACAAAGUGAAAUGAGAGAAUUAGCAUGUUUAUUAGUAGAGAAAUAUCAAGUAGAAAAUGACUUUACACUCAUUAAAAUGAUUGGGAAAACAGCGAAAUGUAAAGAAGAGAAAGGAGAAAUUGAGAAAUCAAAGAAGAUGUAUAGAAAAGCAAUUGAUAAAUACAAUGAAACAGAACGAACUAUUAACACGAAUACACAACAAAUAGAAAGAAAAAGAUGUGGAAAAUAUUUAUUUACAUUAGGAAUGAUUUCAUCAUGGAAUAAUGGAGAAAUUGAAACAGCAUGGAUAUAUUAUCAUAAACUCAAAGAGAUUAUUGAAAGUUUAGAUGAAAGUAAUGAAGAAAUUAAAACAAUGAUAUUUAAGAAAGCAAAAGAAUUAUUUGAAAUAGGAGCAUAUCAAGGAACAAUUGAUUGGAUGAAAGAAUAUCUUAUGAUGAAAGGAAAUAAGAAAGAACAUAAUAGUGAAGCAUUUUCAAUUAUUAGUAGAAGUUAUCUUGAACUUGGAAUGAAUGAAGAAGCAAUGAAGACUAUUGAGAAAAGUAUUGAAGAAGAAAGUAAUGAAGAAAAUGAGAUAAUUAGACUUAAAUGUAUGAUUAAAACAAGAGAAGAUGAUGAAAUUAUUCAAGUAUUCAAAAGAAAUAUUACAAUGGGAAAUAUUAGUAAUGAUGGAAAAAUAAAAAUGUGCGAUAUUAUUGAAGAGAAAGGAAUGAGUGAAAUAAUAAUGUUUGGGUAUGAAAGUAUUAUGACAAGCAUAAUGAGAAAAGAAAACAUAGAAACAAGAACAUAUUACAAAGUCAACAAAAAGUAUAUUGAAUUCUUAUUUAAAAUGAAAAGAAUUAAUAUGGUAACAGCACAAAAUGUUAUUGAUAAUCUAAUAGAUAGUAUCCAAAACAAUAAAAUUGAAAUUAUAGAGAAAGAAAUUUAUUCAAUUAUAUCUAUUAUAUGGGAAAGAGGAAUCAAUGAUUGUUUAAAUAAGAAUGAACGAACAGGAAAAGAAUGGUUUAAGAAAGUAAGAGAGAUUAUGGAAAUUAGUCGAUGUAAUGAUGAAAUUGGAGAAAUAAAUAAAAAUAUCAGUAUUUGUGAAUAUCAAAUGAAUAAUUAUCAUGAAGCAAUGAAAAGGGCACAAGAAGCAAUAGAAAGUGGAUGUAAUGAUCUUCAAGCUGAUUUUAUUUUAUUUUCAUCAUAUAUUCAUUUACAUAUGAAAAAUGAAGGAAAAGAUGUUAUUGAGAAAGCAAUUAAUAAGAAUAGUUCAAAUCAACAUAAAAUUGAAUUUCUUGAAACAUGUUGUACUAUUUGUGAAGAAAUGAAAGAAAAAGAAAUAGAAGAUGAAUGUUUGAGAAAACUAUUUGAAUGUCUUCCAGGAGAAAGUAUGAAAGGAACAGGAAUUAUUGUAUUUCGACAAAUAAUGAAGAACAGAUGUGAAGUUGAUAUCAUUAAAAGAUUCAUUAAAAUGGUCAAAGAGAAUAAAGAAGAAGUCAUUGGAGAUGAAAAAGCAGAAAUAGAAUGGUGUUUAGCAUAUUUAAAUAAUAGAAGUAAAGAAAGUUAUAGUAGAAAAUUACAUGAAGAAUGUUUAUAUUGUUGUUAUUUAUAUGAUAUUCUAAGUAAAACUAAUAAAGAAUAUGAAGAAAUGUAUGAGAAUCGAAUAAUGAUUUGUUUAUUGGGUGCAUCAAGUGGAGUAGAAGGAAUAGGAAAAGAUGUGAUUAAUGAAGUAGAAGAAAUGAAAGAAGAAGCAAAAAAGUGUCUUGAAGAAAUAAGAAGAAAAGGAAUUAACACAACAAAUUCAAUUGAAAAACUUGAAACAACAAUAAUCACAGUUGAAGUGAAAAUAUGUAUUAUCAAAGAAGAAGGAAUAGAUGAAGCAAUUACAAAAUUACUUAGAACAGGAACAAAUAGUUCAGUACUUGAAAUGGUUGGGAUGAGUUGUAUUGAAAAUGGAUAUAAAACAUAUGGAAUCAAAUGUUUAAAGAGUGGUAUGUCAAUGAUAUGUAAAAGAAAUGAAGUUGAUGGAGUUAGAUUAUCACGAAUUAUUCGAGAAAUAAUAAAUGAAAGUGAGGAUGAAGAAAUACUUGAUAUGAUAGAUAAAGCAAUAACAAUGAUUAAAAGCACAGAUGGAAUAUACCCGAAAAAAGAAAUUGAGUGGUUAAUGGGAAUUAGUUGGAAUAAAGGAAAUAAAAGUAGAUAUAAACAAGAUAAUAGAAGAGCAAAAGAAUGGUAUAAUAAAGCAAUAACAUUAAGUGAAAAUAUAGAAAGAAGAGAUGAGAUUAUAGAAAAGAUGAAUAAAGAAUAUCAAAUAUUCAUAAAUGAAAUAAAUAAAUGA
Messenger RNA from Entamoeba dispar SAW760, 2505 nucleotides. RefSeq lists its product as uncharacterized. The record is from RefSeq and is a predicted model, not a curated record. Bases 1 to 2505 code for a protein of 834 amino acids. Lineage: Eukaryota; Evosea; Mastigamoebida; Endamoebidae. The transcript has a single exon. Gene Ontology annotation, biological process: regulation of synaptonemal complex assembly. Gene Ontology annotation, molecular function: protein binding.